Messenger RNA from Oldenlandia corymbosa var. corymbosa, 1977 nucleotides. Lineage: Eukaryota; Viridiplantae; Streptophyta; Magnoliopsida; Gentianales; Rubiaceae. The record is from the annotation of a GenBank genome assembly.
AUGCCUUCAAGUCUCAAAUUUUCCCUCUUUUUUCAAUGCAUUUUCUGUAUCAUCUCCCUAAUAUCAACCAAAUCAAUACAUCUUUUGGAUUCCCUCACUCCCUCUGAGCUCAAACAAGUCAAAACUAUAGUAAAUCAGUCCAUUUGUUCCACUAUUUCUUGCCAUAAUGAUAAUCUGAGCUUCCAUUAUGUGGGCUUAAAUGAACCAAAUAAAGAAACUGUAGUUUCUUGGCUAUCAAAACAAAAACCCACAAAAUCUCCACCAAGACAAGCAUUUGUACUUGCUCGAAUUAAUCAGUCAAACCAUGAAAUCAUCGUAGACUUAACAGAUUCUAAAGUUAUUUCCAACAAAGUGAACGAUGGUCAUGGCUACCCAUUAUUGAAUUUAGAAGAAAAGGAUGCAGCAGUUUUACUACCAUUUAGUUAUGCACCAUUUUUUGCAUCCAUUAAGAAAAGGGGUUUAAAUUUAAAAGAAGUUGUGUGCCAAUGUUUUACUAUCGGAUGGUUUGGAGCAAACAAAACAAGAAGGGUUGUUAAAGUAAUGUGUUACUAUUUGAAUGGAACAGUGAGUCUGUAUAUGAGACCUAUUGAAGGAAUAACAGUGACUGUUGAUCUUGAUGAAAUGAAGAUUGUUGGAUACCUUGAUCGGGUGGUUGUUCCAGUUCCUAAAGCCGAGGGGACGGAUUACAGGGAAGGGAAGCCGGAGAAACCAUUAAAUUCUUCAUCUGUGAAUAGCACAAGAAUGAUGCAUGGCAGUCCAAAUUUCGACAUGGAUGGAAAUGUUAUAAGAUGGGCUAAUUGGAAAUUUCAUGUAGCAUUCGACAUGAGGGUAGGUCCAGUCAUAUCAUUAGCUUCAAUCUAUGAUCUUGAAAAGGAUGAAUAUCGCAGAGUGCUGUAUAGAGGAUACAUUUCUGAGCUAUUCGUACCAUACAUGGACUUAACAGAGGAAUGGUACUUCAAAACAUAUUUUGACGCGGGCGAUUUUGGAUUUGGUUUAAGCGCAUCAUCCCUUGUUCCAUUGAAGGACUGUCCUAAAAAUGCAGUGUUUCUUGAUGGAUACUACAGUACAAAAGACGGGACACCAGCAAAAAUUGCAAAUGCGUUGUGCAUUUUCGAAAAAAAUGCUGGAGAUGUUCUAUGGCGCCACACUGAAUUUUCGGAGAUUAGGCCGGAUGUGAGCUUAGUGGUGAGAAUGGUGUCAACAAUAGGAAACUAUGACUACAUGGUUGAUUGGGAGUUCAAACAAACUGGCUCAAUUAAAGUUAAUAUUGGAUUGACAGGAUUGCUUGCAGUGAGGGCAACAAAGUAUACACAUAAGAGCCAAAUCAAAGAGGAAGUUUAUGGCACAUUAAUAGCAGAGAACACACUUGGAGCCCAUCAUGACCAUUUCCUGAAUUUUCAUCUUGAUUUGGAUGUAGAUGGUCAUGAUAAUUCCUUUGUUGAAUCAAAAUUGCAAGCAAAAUCCACGCCAGAUAAGCGAUCGCCUAGAAAGAAUUACUGGACUGUGGUACCUAAAACAGCUAAAACCGAGUCAGAUGCAAGGAUUCAUCUUGGCUCAAAAGCAGCUCAAUACUUAGUUGUGAAUCCUAAUAAGAAAACCAAGAUUGGGAAUGAGGUAGGAUACCAGUUGCUGCCCGGAAUAGUGGCUAGUAACAUCUUACCUUACAAUGAUUACCCGGAAAAACGCUGUGGUUUCAAUAAGUACAAUGUAUGGGUGACAAGAUAUAACAAAUCUGAGAAAUGGGCUGGUGGAGUGUACACAGAUCAGAGCCGUGGCAACGACAACUUAGCUAUAUGGAGCCUCAGGAAUAGGGAGAUUGAAAACAAAGACGUUGUGGUGUGGUACACAUUAGGCUUUCAUCAUGUACCUUCUCAGGAAGAUUUCCCAAUCAUGCCUACUGCAAACGUUGGAUUUGAGAUCAAGCCAACCAAUUUCUUUGAGCACAAUCCUACACUUGGACUCAAACUUCAUGGAUAA